Messenger RNA from Sycon ciliatum, 1082 nucleotides. RefSeq names its product signal peptidase complex subunit 2-like. The transcript has 6 exons. The record is from RefSeq and is a predicted model, not a curated record. Bases 153 to 761 code for a protein of 202 amino acids. Gene Ontology annotation, cellular component: signal peptidase complex; membrane. Lineage: Eukaryota; Metazoa; Porifera; Calcarea; Leucosolenida; Sycettidae. Gene Ontology annotation, biological process: protein targeting to ER.
UGUAGUGGAAUAAUAAUUGAAAGUUGUUGUUUAUUGCAUGCAAUGCGAAUGCUUGUAUUUUACACAGCAGUAGAAUAGUUUGCCCGAGGCCAGAGUCACUGAUUAGUAACUUUCUUCGAGGAUUUUCCAUAUCUGUUGCUGAUUUAGAGAAAAUGAAAUCCAAGAGAUCUCAGGCAAAGGGAGAGGCACCACCAAAGGAGGAAGAUACUACUAUAGAGAUAGAUCGAUGGGACUCUUCAGCUGUGCGGAAUUUACUUGAUGACACCGCCAGAAAGGUUUUGACUGAGGACCUCGGUGUAACAGAAGACUAUAGGAAUGUCGACAUUCGCCUCGGUUUAGCGUGUGCAGGCUGCGGUGCGGCAGGGUUUGCCCUUGUCUUUGACUACUUCAUCCCAUACCCAGCCUCGCAUGCUGUUCUGAUUUCAUGCGUCACUUCGUAUUUCGUGCUGAUGGGUAUCCUCAGUCUCUUCUACAUGUUUGUUCAGAAAAACAACUUCUUCUUCGGAUCAUCAGUUGACACUGACAAGAAGACGGUUCACCAAUGGCGGCUCAUGUCAGAUCUGCGACGCUUCAGUCCAGACUACAUGCUAUCUAUGGCUUUCCGGAAUGGUCAUACAGGUUCGGAGACUGUUGAGAGCCUUGAGAAGUCUGUUGCUCUUUACUUUGAUCACUAUGGGAUUUUUAACGAGUCACUCUACUCAGAUGAUGUGCGCAAGCUGAGGGAUGAGCUCGUACGUGCUAACGGCAAAAAGCAACAAUAGAGCCUCGACCGAUCUUGGAGCAGCUAUGCCUUCACUUCGUCUUACCCAAUUAAUUUACCCGGCACUGGCUUGUAAUUUAGCAAACUGUUAUUCUGCCUGGAGGCAAUCAUAUUCACCACUGACUAGGAUUUUUUCACUUCAUGAGCGUACUUCUGAACUACUUCAUGUAUAGCCCUGUGCCAGCUGCUGUUAGUAGUGCCUUGCAGUGUUGUCUGGGGCCGAGCUUUCAGCUUCAUGACAGGAUACCGUUCAAAGGCGUUAUACCGUUCCUUUUGCACUCAUACGUGUAUCCGCAGUUUUACUUGUAACAUGUUUACUUCC